AUGUGGAAGUCUCAAAUUGGCUCAUGCUCGGUGAAGAGUCGACUGUUCUCAACCAGUGUGGCAGUACAUCGACAAAACCGAAUUCCAGCCUCAUACUAUCGAGGCGGAACUUCGAGAGGCCUGAUCUUCCAGCAGAAAGACCUGCCUGCGUCUCGAGAUGACUGGAAGUCCAUCUUCCUCGGCACCAUGGGCUCUCCAGACCCAAAUGGCCGACAGCUAGACGGGCUAGGAGGCGGCAUAUCCAGUCUAUCAAAAAUCUGCGUCGUGUCUCCAGCCUCAGACCAGUCUCGAGCACAGGGGGCACAGGUGGACUUUACCUUUGUUCAAGUAGGCAUCAAAUCAACGGACAUCGAUUACUCAGGGAACUGCGGGAAUCUAACCAGUGCCGUUGGACCGUUUGCUAUCGACUCGGGACUGGUCAGCCUGAGCAGGGAAGAUGUAAAAGCAGACAAGACGGCCACUGUUCGCAUAUACAAUACGAAUACCCAGAAGAUAAUCGACUCUACGUUUCCGAUUUCAAUCUCACCUGAUGGUACCGUCGAGGCUGAAGCCAGCGGCGACUUCACAAUCGACGGUGUCGCUGGAUCCUCGUCAAGAAUCAAACUCGACUUUAUCAACCCGUCCGGCGCUAAAACGGGAAAACUACUACCCACAGGGGCACCGAUGGAUACCUUUGAUGGUGUACGAGCAACGUGCAUCGACGUGGGGAAUCCCAUGAUAUUCAUACCUGCUUCUGACCUACCUGUCGACGGCAAGAUAUCUCCCGACCAGAUAUCUUCCACACCUGGUUUGCUUGAGCGCUUAGAGCGUAUCAGAACCCAGGCCGCGAUCAAGAUGGGCAUGGCAAAGACGGCAGACGAUGUGCCUGCGUCUAUACCAAAAGUGAAUAUCAUCUCCACGCCUGACGAAGAGGGUGUGGAUAUCACCGUCAGAACCAUCUCGGUAGGCCAACCGCACAAGGCUCUUCCCAUCACUGCCGGGCUCAGUCUUGCUGUAGCCACAAAGUUGGAAGGAUCGGUUGUUAAGCAGUUUGUAUCGAGGGAAAGUAAGGCGGCGAGUGAUGCCGUUGUUAUUGGCCACCCUGGGGGAACGUUAGCCGUGGGUGCAGAGUUCAAGGAUAGUGAUAGUCGAGUCGUUGAUAGAGCGACGGUGUAUAGAUCUGCUAGGCGGCUGAUGGAUGGUCUUGUAUACUGGAAGUGA
Microsporum canis CBS 113480 is the source of this 1200-nucleotide messenger RNA. RefSeq names its product DUF453 domain-containing protein. Bases 1 to 1200 code for a protein of 399 amino acids. The record is from RefSeq and is a predicted model, not a curated record. NCBI's taxonomy places the organism in Eukaryota, Fungi, Ascomycota, Eurotiomycetes, Onygenales, Arthrodermataceae. The transcript has 2 exons.